This is a messenger RNA of Sinocyclocheilus grahami, 2775 nucleotides long. RefSeq lists its product as uncharacterized. The coding region runs from base 190 to 2202 and encodes 670 amino acids. NCBI's taxonomy places the organism in Eukaryota, Metazoa, Chordata, Actinopteri, Cypriniformes, Cyprinidae. The transcript has 4 exons. The record is from RefSeq and is a predicted model, not a curated record.
CGUUACCUAGCACUUGAUUGGUCGAGGUUCGUCACAUGCGAGGUGACGAAUCAACGAAGAACUCAAGAGAGAAGCAUUUAAACACAGAAAGGUUUUGAAAUAGUUUGUCAUCUAUGAAAAUGGAGCUCUCCAAACCAAAACGAAAAAGACAGCGCCGUUAUUGUGAACACUGUGACAACAAACUUUCACAUGCACAAUACUUUGACCAUAAAAAAACGGUACUGCAAAAAUGGAGUUUGGGAAAAGAAGUCCAAAAAUAGCCAAUGUACAAUAGAUGAUGCACCUGACCUGUCAUCCAAUCAUCAUCUUAUCGGUGAGAUGUUUGCAAACUCAUUCGAAGCCCUUGAAGAUGUUUUAGAAGAACUUCAAGAAUGCAACAGUUCACAUAAUGAUGAUGAUGACGAAAGUAUUCAGCUGUUCCUUGAGUCCAGUGAUUCAGAUGAAGAAACCAAUACCUUUCUGGAUGAGUUUGUGGCUGACGGGGGUGAAGAAGUGGAAAUUCUUGCGGAGGAGCAGAUUGAAGCCUAUCUAAACAUGCAAGAUGGAGAGAAGCAUGGAAGUGAUCAGUCUUCAGAAAAACCAGAAGACUUACUGAUGAAACUUUUGGCCAUGAUGAUUUUGUCAUGGCAAGCAUCUUUCAAGAUUUCUGACAAUGCCAUCACAACACUACUUCUGUGCAUGAGGCAGUUCAUGUGGACGGUAGGAAAUGUUCUGUGUGCUGAUUUCCUCACUGCUUUCGCAAGCAAUAUUCCGAAGACUUUAUCCUCUUUGAGGAAAUGGACAGGUAUUGUUCGUGAUAAUUUUGCACAAUAUGUGGUUUGUCCAAAAUGUAUGGUAAUAUACACGCUAUCUGAAACCUAUGAGGUCAAACAGGAUGGUACAAAGGUAUGUAAGUCUUGUAGUUACAUCCCAUUCUCCAAACACCCACAGAAAAGAUCUGCUCAAAAGAAGAAAUGUGGUUCUGCCUUGCUAAGAAAGCUAAAAUCUUCCACUGGGAAAGAGUUUGUAUAUCCAAUACGGCCCUACUGUUACAGCAGCGUUAGGCAGUCUUUGGAAGUUCUUGUUAAAAGACCUGGAUUUCUGCAAAAGUGUGAAGAAUGGCGACUGCGAAAAAUGCCAGAGUGUGUGUUCGGAGAUGUUUAUGAUGGACAAGUAUGGAAGGAUUACCAUUAUGUGAAUGGAGAGCCAUUCUUAUCAGCCCCAAAUAAUCUGGCAAUGAUGCUCAAUGUGGACUGGUUCCAACCUUUCAAAAAUGCACCUUAUUCAGUUGGAGCCAUCUACUUGGUCAUUUUGAAUCUACCUUGUGAAGACCGUUUUAAGGAAGAAAAUAUGAUACUUGUUGGACUAAUACCUGGCCCAAAAGAGCCAUCACUAACCAUGAAUGCAUUCUUAGACCCACUGGUUGAUGAGCUCGAAGAACUCUGGAGUGGCAUAAUUUUGGAAGAUAGCUCUUUUUUAGGAUAUCAGGUUUACAGAGCAGCUCUGCUGUGUCUGGCAUCUGAUAUCCCAGCAAGUCGAAAAUGUGGAGGCUUUGUGGGCCAUGGAGCAUACAGAGGAUGUCACAAGUGUUUGAAGACAUUCUCCAAAAAAGAGUUUGGUGCAAAAAUGGACUUCUCUGGAUUUGAUCGGUCUUCAUGGGAAUCACGCAUAUCAAAGGACCACAUACACUAUGCUGGAUUAUCGAAGCGGGCAAAAACAAAGGCAGAACAAAGAAGAAUUGAACAUGACUACGGAGCUAGAUGGUCAGAACUUUUCCGCUUGAGUUAUUAUGAUCCCAUCCGAUUUGUUGUCAUAGAUCCAAUGCACAACCUUCUUCUUGGUACAGCAAGACAUGUAUUCCGACUAUGGACAGAAUUAGGAAUUUUAACAGCAAAAAAGCUUGAAGAACUUCAAACUAGAGUGGAAAACAUCAAAGUACCUCAUGAUGUUGGUAGAAUUCCCUUACGAAUUCCAUCAGGCUUUACAGGAUUUACAGCAGAUCAGUGGAAAAACUGGACAACCAUUUACUCCCUGUUUUGUCUGAAGGGGCUUAUUAACAGCAGACACUAUGACAUGUGGUUUGACUUUGUGCAGGCUUGUAUCAUUCUCUGCUCCAGAGUCAUUUCUUGUGUUUCACAAUGUUUUUGUGUCAGCAGAACGACUUUUGUUAGAAAACUGUACAGUGCUGCCUCUGUCACCAUUCCAGCAGACAAUCUUGGAUGAGACUGACAGAAAUGCAAUGUUAAUCAUGUAUCACCAGAUGUACCCUGACAAUUGCAUAACUGAGAUUGACUGUUUUGCCAAGACAUGCAAAAGGGUAACAUAUCUUAAUGUAACUUAUUCCAUAGAUGGAUCGAGAGCCGAAAGGUCAGCAUGUGUAUAUGCUAAGUGGUGUGGAAACACUAACAGUUUUGAGGAACCCACCCUUGACCCUAGAGCAGAACCACGGCCGGCUAUUAUCAAGAUUUUUUUUGUUGUAAAUGUGAUGUCAAAAGGUAAUGAAUUUAAACACAUCAUUGCACAAGUCUCCUGGCUUCAUCCCCAUCCUGACAGACAUUUUUAUGGAAAGCCAGUAGAAAUUUGGAGUUUGCAGGGAACAGACAUCUCAUGCCCAGCAGCAUUUCUCCCUGUUGAGCGCAUUGCUGGAAGAUGUGUGUUGAACACAUCUACUGUACGUUUAAGCAAAACAACGGAGAAAGUUACUAUAGUCAUGCCACUAUGCACAGUGGUUGAGAUCUAGGAGGUCUAAGAGGAUUUUAUUACUAUUGUUUUUAGAUUAUUUUAAGAGUUUACUAA